Messenger RNA from Rhagoletis zephyria (snowberry fruit fly), 855 nucleotides. The record is from RefSeq and is a predicted model, not a curated record. Lineage: Eukaryota; Metazoa; Arthropoda; Insecta; Diptera; Tephritidae.
AUGAUCACCAAUGGCGGCCACCACCACCACAAUGCGCACAAUGGCACCUCCAAUAGUAAUGGUCACGGCAAUGGCGAUGCCAGCCGCCACCAGCCAGCCCCACUGGUGGAGUACCCAAACAACCUGACCAUUCCUGAUCUUGCCUACUUCAUUGCCGCGCCCACGCUCUGCUAUGAGCUCAACUUUCCUCGAACUGAUCGAAUUCGAAAGCGUUUUAUCAUGAAGCGACUCUUUGAAAUUGUUUUUCUCUUUCAACUGGACAUUGGCCUGAUUCAGCAGUGGAUGGUGCCCACCAUUCGCAACUCGCUGGAGCCUUUCAAGGAGAUGUCCCUGGGGCGAAUGCUGGAACGCCUGCUGAAGCUGGCCGUGCCCAAUCACCUCAUCUGGCUCAUCUUCUUCUACUGGUUCUUUCACGCCUUUCUCAACCUGCUUGCCGAGCUGCUGCGUUUCAGUGACCGCCAGUUCUACAAGGACUGGUGGAACUCCGAGUCGGUGAGCACCUUCUGGUCGACGUGGAACAUUCCCGUGCACGCACACCUGGUCAGACACGUCUACCUGCCGCUACUGAACCAGGACCGGGUCAAGUUUAAUCGCUUUUGGGCGUCGACGGUGGUCUUUCUCCUGUCUGCCUUCUACCACGAGUACCUCGUCUCGGUGCCGCUGAACAUGUUUCGUCUGUGGGCCUUCGGCGGGAUGAUUGCUCAGCUGCCGCUCUCCGUCUUCGUCAACAGGUACCUCAAGGGACAGUCGGGCAACGUUGCGGUAUGGAUAUCCCUCAUCCUAGGUCAGCCACUGUGCAUUCUCAUGUACUACCACGACUACUACGUCAUUCACGUUGCCUCCACCAGCAACUAG